AUGCCACCUCAGAAACAGCCUGCUAUGAAUACCGUUAAGUCGGCUCAGGUAAAUAAUUUCACCUAGGAUAUCAUCAGGGAAGUUUUGAAUAGUUUGGUGAUGUUCUCAUGAAUCUUCCAUCACUGAUGAAUCUUUAUAUCUUUCAACCACUGUCACUGCACGUAGUGAAUGAGGCUAGGUUCUUCUAUAAAACAGUGACUUAUUGUUUUAAUAUAUAUACUUACCCUAAUAUAUAGACAUCCACAUGCUGGGUGGCCGAGCGGUCUAUACGGUCUCAAACCAAACAGCUGGUGGUCUGGAGUUCAAUCCCCACCAAAAAAAGCAAAUCAUCCCAAGCACCCCUGGUGGAUGGGACUCGCUAGCCUUGGACGGCAACCCAUCUAAGAGAAGGCAAACUCUGAAUUUAAACCAGGAGCCAGAAUGAUCAACAAAUUGAUCGUGGGCACCUCAAAUAUAAGAAGAAGAAGACAUGAAUCCAAUGUAAUGAGUGAAAGAUAUGUCCACAUAAAUCCAAUGUAAUGAGUCAAAAAUAGAUCAACACAAAAAUCUACACAAAAUUAAACUUCGACCAUCUUGAUUAUCAUCCUUCUCACCACUCUAAAAAUAUUUCUACUGACCUACUUGUCUAAUCGUCAACUGACCAGAAUGUAGCCGUCUGAUUGGUCAGUAUCUCCCACCGUGCUAGCGCGGGCUCUGAUUUGCUUCCACCAUAGUAAUCUUUUAUCAGGGGUUUUCACAUUCCACAAUUAAUAUCAGUGACGCCCACAAAAAUGGAUCGAUGGUGGUUAGGGUUCUCAUCCCCAUGAGGUCAGAUCCUCUCAUUUUUAUGAUUUGUUUCUCAGGGAUCAAACUGUUUAAUAAAACUUACAUUCACUAUAGCAACAGCAUUCUAUUAUACAUUAAUCCUUCAGAAUAAGAAAGCUGUCUAGGGAGUUGUGAAUGGUGUACAAAAGUGGUUACAAGCCCUGGUGAUCAUACAACAGGCCUUGUGUGCCUUCCAACAAAUCUUUUCUAUAAAACUGUAAUCUAAAAUUCUGCAAUGUGUGAUAGAAUAUCUAAUGUAAAAUAUUGGUUUAGGUUAAUUGAUAAGUUGUAAUCUUGAUUGUAUCUUUCUAGAUUGUAAGGUUUGAACAGCAUGUGUUUGAAUAUGAAAAUGAUCCUCGCUACGUUCCACGAACAUUUACAUUUGAUGAAGGUGAAAUGGGGGACGAUAGAAGAAGUAACACUCUUGUGGCCAAUGAAAAUGAACUUAGAGAAAAUGGUGAUGGCUCAGAGGAGGAGGAGGUAGAGGAUGAUGACGAAUACAGUGAAGAGGAUGAGCAGAACAUUACUGCCAAAGAGGUAAUGGAACAAGUGUUGCAUGUGUUAUGGGGCUUCCGUCUGCUCUAGGACAUAUACAGCCAGGGGAAAAACUCAUAGUACAAGGGGAUUAUCACGAUACUAUUGUAUAGGUUUAUUUGUGUAUUAUAUCAGGGUACAAAUGGGUAGGUUAGUUGAAAACAGGUUAUGGUGUUAAAGUAGCAUUUUUAUGGAACAGGAUCCUGCUUUUUAGCACAGGCCUUGUCCCUUCUUUGUGGUCAGCUUUUCAACAGUAAAAUUUUGUAUAUUUUUUAAGUUAUCUUUUUUUGACAAACUUUAACGCUUUGGCUAUUAUUACUCUUUAUUAAAUGAUUUAGGCUAUGUUUAUCCAAGUAAGUUAUCCAAAAAUUAACAUUUUGCUAUUUCAGGUCAGUAGAUCUUCUCCUGAUGACAGGCCCAUCAGGGGGGCAGGUGAUUCCAAGUCAUUUGAGCAGCUGUUGGAAGAAAAGCUAAAUCAGGAAGAGGCCAAGGUUAUUCAUGUUUGUGUCAUCUUAUAAUUAGCAUCAGCGUAGUAGAUUUGGAAAAAAAUAUUAGAUUUAGAAAUUUCAAUUCAGUGCUUAGUUCGGUUUUCACCCACCUUGCUAGACCAGUUGUGCACGUAUAGGGGCACUAAAUAACUGUUAGAGCUUUUGGCCACAGUUAAUUUGCUACAUGCUAGUAAACAAUGAAAAGGUUGUCACUGAUCCUACAAAGAGCUCUAAUUCAUUGAUAAUGACAUGUCAAGGCUAAGUCUAUCAUUUCUCAACAACAGACCAGAUUUGAAAGUCAUGGCACAUUACAUGGGGAGAGAAGUAAAACAUUCUUGAAGAAAGGUGAGGGCACCUCAAGGUUUCAGUCAGCUCCCAAAAAGCCAGUGAAGCCACCAGCCAACCCAUCAAAACGAAAGACAAAUCACUUUCAGCAGAACGGGCCCAGCGUAAACUCUUCGAAAGCCAGAGGUCAUUCCGGGAGCCAGCCGCAGCCUCUGUCUGACGGGGAGGAAGGAAACAAGCGGCCAUCUGUAGGAUCCAGGUUGAAG
Molecule: messenger RNA, 2377 nt
Organism: Lymnaea stagnalis (great pond snail)
Lineage: Eukaryota; Metazoa; Mollusca; Gastropoda; Lymnaeidae
Source: the annotation of a GenBank genome assembly